Drosophila serrata is the source of this 8470-nucleotide messenger RNA. RefSeq lists its product as uncharacterized. The record is from RefSeq and is a predicted model, not a curated record. NCBI's taxonomy places the organism in Eukaryota, Metazoa, Arthropoda, Insecta, Diptera, Drosophilidae. Gene Ontology annotation, molecular function: protein binding.
GAAAUUGGUUGAAAAAGAAAAAUGUAGCUGAAAACGCGAAAAUAUCGAAGAAAUAAGCGCAAUACACUAUUAAAAAUAGCGUCAAUACAUUACUAUCGGGUAAUUGUCAACGAAUGCGCUGAAUUUCUUGAAAACAAAUCGCGGACCACGCCAAGAAGUGGAAAAAAGAAAUGCAAAAUAUCCUGGCCCACGCAGGAUAGGUGUGUGAAGCAAACGCGAGGAUAAGUCGCGUAGCAAGAAGAAGCAGCAGGCGGCGGCUGUCAAAACAGAGGAAAUCCAGCCGAGAUAAAAGUGCAUCCGAGGAAUACAAAGUGAAAUGUAAAAUGUGAACGAUGUUGCAACGUCGGUCUGCUUGCAUCGCAAAGAAAAAGUAAAGCCAGAAGCAAAGCCAGAACAAACAAAAUACACAGAAGUGAGUGGGAGCGAGAGCGCGAGUGGGAAAGGGAGUGUGCAGUGCGUGCGUAUUGGUAACGGUUUCUGCCUGUGUAUGAUUGUGUGUGUGUGCUCGCAACAAAUUAUCGGUUAAUUUCCUUCGAUUUUGCACAAACAACAAAGAGCGACGGCUGACUUUUGUUUCCGAAAGGGGGAUGUCCUCAGCGCCCUGCGCUCAACUGUAAAGCGACCACCAACCACCGCCCCGUUAUCAAACGCUGAUAACUAAGGUCACACCAACAUGCAAGACGACAUCUAAGCUAAAGGCGGCUUAAGUGAAAGGCUGAACAGGCACAGCGAAAAGCCAACGAACCCGCCGCCUCUGGAGCAGACAGCAGACAGGAGACAGUCAGUCGGUGAACGGAUUACGCACAUCCUGAAGCAGCAUCAGCCAGCCACAAUGUCUAGGCACACGGACAACGAUAAUCUGCGCAAUGACAUCUACGAAAAUCUGCCCUGUCAGGCGAUGUACAACGAGUCUGUGCGCAAGAUGCAGCAGCAGAAGUCAUCCACGCAGGCAGUGACCGGUAAUAAUCCCAAUGCCAACUCCAUUGGCAAUUGCAACUCCACGCCGGCUGCCGGUGGCAACAUGCCCAAAGAGAUGCUGUAUGCCACACCUCUGCGCAAAUCCGAUCGCUACAAGAGCGGCGAACGGAGUCGACACGCGCCCAUAACGAAUCCGGAAACGAAGUUGUCCAACUACCGGGACUCCAAUCGUCUGGCCAGUGCCCGCAAUGGGAAUCCUGUGCAGGUCACAGAUCUAGAUGCCGAUGAGGACGAUGCCGAGGGAGAUGGCGUUGAUGGUUGUGCCUCCACCAGUGCCCUGGUGGGUGGCUCUAAAUACAGCAAUCAGCCGCCUGGCGGCACACCCAACCAGCAGCUGGAGGAUCGACGCAUUCUCAACUUCCUCAAGGACACCACACAGCUGCAGAAGAAGCUAGAGAUCAGCGGACGCGACUGUCCCAACGCCAGCUUCUCGAAUCUGGCGCGCGAGGAGCACUUUGCCAAUUUGGUGCAGCAGAACUUUCCGCAGGAUGUGACCCAUCACUCGAAUGGGGAAACGAAUGGUGGCAGUGGCUCGGCACCAGAGGAGGAUGGCCAGGAGGCAGCAGGCGGGGCUAAGCCGCAGGCAAUCGAGGAUACCGAUGGCAAUCUAGAGGCCCUAAUGCAACGCAAAGUGUCACCCGACAAGGAAGUCAAUGGCUUGGUCAACAGCGGAAGUCUAGAGCCGAAUAAUCGAAUCGUGGGCACAGUUUACAUACAUCGCGAAUGGGUGCUAAAGAAGAUCGCGCUGUGCCUCGAGCAGAGAACAGCGGGCAAGAAGGCUGUGCCAGGAGCCCUGGGAGCCGUCUCCUCCAACUAUGUUUCUGCACGGGCCAAGGCAGCGGCCAUCUCCAGCUCCAGCUAUAACGGCUGCCUGGUGUUGGGCUCAAACGGAUCCGGCAAGACCUCCAUCUGCCAGGCCAUCAUGAAGGGGAACUCCGGUACCAAGGGUAUUCUCAACCGGAAGCUGCUAGCCUGCUACUUAAUUGAGUCCCAGAAUCCGGAGUGCCACAGCCUGUCGCUGUUUAUGCGGAAAAUAGUGCUGCAGCUUCUCAGUCAUGCCUCCCUGAUCAGCCGGGAUGAGAGCCAACGGAUCAUAGACGAGGGUUUCUCCUUUCUUCGCGAGGAGGCCCAGCAGCAGGAGUUCAAGCUGGAUGAGGCAAUGAACAACAUCAGUCUGAGCGAGAAUGCCGAGGAGCUGCUGAUCGAAGAGCUGAAGCGAGGGGCAAGUGAGUGCGACACCAAAGAGCUGGAUAACUUCCAGUCGCAACGCACCUCGACGAUCAACAAGGCGGCCAGAUCGAGUCUUACGCGUCAACAAUCGGAGCCAGCUCCAUUGCAGGCCACCGAUGGUGGAGAUCCAGAUGAGAAGACUGGCGGCACCAACUAUGGCACUCAUCCACCAAAGCGCGCCUCCAGGGAGCGUGCGGAUUCCGAGCAGGACAAGGACAUGGGCAGCGAAAAGGAGCAAAAGCAGGCUCUGGAGCAGCAGGCCGCCAAGUCUAGUCCCGGCAAAAACAAGUCUAAGAUACCCGUGAAGCGUGGACGCUCUGGAAGCGGAGUGCUUUCUCCUUCUAAGCUGGCCACCAUUAGCAAUGGCUCGGGUCAGGCCAUCCAGCAAGGCGGUGGCGAGGAUAUAGCCGACCCAAGUACUGACCAGGAGAAGCACGAAAUAGAAGCGGCCAUCAAGGAUGACAACGCAGAGCAGCCGAAGGAAUGCGACGAGGGUAAAGAAGAGGAAAAGCCCGAGGCGGACAAGGAGCUUAAUGAGAAGCUAAAGGAGCUGGAUAAGUCCGAUCAGGACAUGAAGAAUGAGGAGCCGAAGCACGAAGCUAAUUCCAGCUCUGAACCGCUCAUCGAUUUCAGCGAAACGAAAGUUAAUGGAAAGGAGGAAGAACCUGCUCAGCCUCCGCCACCAGUUCCCGGAGAGAAGCCACGGAUGAGCACCAACACCCUGCCCCCACCGCUGCCCAAGACCAAAAGCUGUCGCACCAUCAUCGCCGAUGGCUACUACGAGCUGCUGCUCUCCAAUCCGGAGAUACUCGAGUGCCUCAGUGUAGACAACAUCGAGAAGAACCCGGACGAGUGCUUCAAGAAGGCCUUUCUGUUUCCUCUCUUGGAACUUACUCCUCCCAAGACGGCUCUCCUGCUGCUGAUCGACUCCAUCGACGAGAACUACAUCAACGAGGGCAAUCUCAUCUCCACGCUGAAGGGCGGAAGAGGCACAGUGACAAGCCACAAGAGCCGGAAUGUCGCGGAACUCCUUUCGAACCACAUUCACCUAUUCCCCAAGUGGCUUUUCCUUGUGUGCACCACCAAGAAGCAGACCAAGCAGAUCACUAAGAUGUUCACCGGCUUCAAGAAGAUCACGUUGGAUGAUCUGCGCAAGUCGCACGUUGUCAAGGAUGUGCAGGAGUACAUCAUUAACCGGCUGAACUCGGACUUCAAGGACAGCAUCAUGCUGACCAAGGAGAUCAUCGAAUCGCUGCACCAGCUGUAUAUCAAGUCGAAUGGAUGCAUUCUCUACUUGGAGAAGGUUCUGCAUGGCAUCAAGGAUAACUUCUUUAGCUUUCGCGAGAUCAAGCUGAUCCCCUGCACCCUGAACGGCCUGUAUUUGUACAUCUGCCAGAAGUCCUUCAACAAGAAGCAGUACAUGAAGAUCCGGCCACUGCUCAAUGUCCUGCUGGCCUCCUCCGGCUAUGUGGACAAGCUUUUCCUUUUCAACUGCCUUCGCACGCACAACUACACCAUCGACUGUCAGGAGUUCGAGAAGCGGCUACAACUUAUGCGUAACAUCCUGGCUUACGACUCCAAUGCGCAGCGCCUCAAAAUCUUCCACAACUCCUUCGCAGACUGGCUGGUUGAUGUAAAAUUCGCCACCAAGAAGUUUAUCUGCGAUGUCAACGAAGGCCAUGUCAUGAUCUCAAUGUACUACCUGCUGGUGGCCGACACCCUCUGCGCAAACACAGUGCGUAGGUUCGCCUACCAUCUCAUCCGGUCGGGGGAGUACCUGACCAGCCGGCACGUGGACCUCGACCUCAUAUUGAUGCUGCUCGAGUCGCGACUCAAUCUCAGUGACUGCUUUUACACGAACCAGAUGAAUUGCUGCGCCCAGUGCGAGCAUGAUUUCAAGUACGACGCCAAUUUCCUGCCCAAGACUCGCGCCAUGCUGGAGCGCUUCUUGGCCAGCGAGCUGAGCGAGCCCUUCGCCCAGUUCCUGUGCGACUUCUUCAAGCCCAGUCUGCCCACGGACGCCAAGAUGUUGAAGCUGCUCAUCGAGACGGGAAUCAAUAACGCCGAGUCCCAAAACUCCUGUGAAUCCUCGCUGAUGUCGCCGGAGCUUUCGGAGAAAUCACAGAACAUUGAUUUUGAGUUGGCCGACCUGCUGUUGUCCAGCGAGAAGAGCUGUCUGAUGGAGACCCAGCGGGCGGGUAGCCCAUCGGAGCACAGCGAGCCGCCAGCCGAAAGUCAGGAUGAGAAUGCCUCAAGCACCCUGCAUCAGCUUUCCGACUCGCAUCACAUUGAGCUGCACAAAGGCAAGGCACUGAUCCACAUUCUGGCCAACGAUGGUAAUCAUCAGUUGCUGGAACGGGCCCUCAAUGCCUGCAAGAGCCCCAUCGAUCUAGAGAUCGAGGAUUACAAUGGCCAAACGGCCUUGAACAUAGCUGCGCGGAACGGACACCUUGAGGUGGUGAAGCUGCUGCUCAGCUUCUCUCAACCCUGCAACGACGGAACUGGUCGGAUGCAACGGGUCGAUGUGAACCAUGCCGAUCGCGAUGGUUGGACUCCCUUGAGAUCCGCCUCCUGGGGUGGACACAGUGAGGUAGUUCGUCUCCUAAUCGCACAGCCUGCCUGCAAAAUCGAUCUCGCCGACAAAGAGGGACGCACUGCUCUGAGGGCCGCCGCCUGGAGCGGACACGAGGAUAUCCUAAAGCUUCUGAUUGAAUCGGGUGCGGAUGUGAACUCUGUUGACCGCCAAGGACGCACAUCACUGAUUGCCGCCUCCUACAUGGGUCACUACGACAUUGUGGAGAUUCUGCUCGAGAAUGGAGCAAAUGUGAAUCACCUGGAUCUGGACGGACGCAGUGCGUUGUGUGUGGCCGCUCUAUGCGGCUCCUCCGGGUACAGUAAGGUUAUCUCAACGCUUUUGGAUCACGGCGCCAAUACGGAUCAGUUGGACAACGAUGGAAUGUCACCGCUGCUGGUCAGCUCCUUCGAGGGCAAUGCCGAGGUCUGUGAGCUGCUCCUGGAGAACGCUGCGGAUCCGGAUCUCGCAGACUUCAUGGGACGGACUCCUCUGUGGGCUGCCUGCACGGCUGGACACGCCACUGUGGUUAAGCUCUUGCUUUUCUGGGGCUGUGGCAUCGACUGCAUGGACUCCGAAGGACGCACGGUGCUCAGCAUUGGCGCUGCCCAGGGCAAUGUGGAGACGGUGAGGCAACUCCUCGACCGCGGCCUGGAUGAAACACAUCGGGACAAUGCCGGUUGGACGCCACUACACUAUGCCGCCUUCGAAGGCUUUCACGAGGUGUGCCUGCAGCUUCUGGAGUCGGGAGCGAAGAUCGACGAAUGCGACAACGAGGGAAAGACAGCUUUGCACCUGGCAGCUCAGGAGGGACGACUCAACUGCGUUCAGGCCCUGCUGGACAUCCAUUCCAGCUUUGUAGACCAGAAGGCGCACGACGGCAAGACAGCCUUCCGACUGGCUUGCCUAGAGGGCCACAUGGAAACCGUGGAGUUCCUGCUGAAGUUCUGCUGCGAUGUCAACUCGAAGGACGCGGACUCGCGAACCACUCUUUACAUCCUGGCGCUGGAGAACAAACUGGAGAUUGUCAAGUACCUGCUGGACAUGACCAACGUGGAUGUGAACAUUCCGGACAGCGAAGGUCGCACAGCGUUGCACGUGGCCGCCUGGCAGGGACACGCAGACAUGGUCAAGACCUUGAUCGAGGCCGGGGCUGAUGUUAACUCCAUGGAUUUGGAGGCUCGCACACCGCUGCAUUCGUGUGCCUGGCAGGGCAACCACGACGUCAUGAACAUCCUUCUCUACUACGGCGCCCUAGCGGAUCACGCGUGCAAGCAGGGAGCCACUGCCCUGGGUAUUUCCGCCCAGGAGGGGCACGAGAAGUGCGUGAUUGCUCUUCUCCAGUUCGGAGCCAAUCCGUACAAGUCCGACCACUGCGGACGCACGCCCAUCAAGCUGGCGGCCAAGUCAAGUCGCACCAGCAUCCUGAAGAUCUUCGAGAGCUACACUAAAAAUGAAGCUAGCAAUCCCAACGAACCCAAGUUCCACGCACAUGCCAGCAUGCUGAGGUCCCCGGACCAGCCGCCGGCCCUGCCGCUUCACCAGAACCUGGCCCCAUAUCCGGCGCACGCUUCGGCCUCCUCGGUCUGUUCGGCGGCCACCACGGCAACGGUGCACAAUGGCAGCAACCUACAUGUCCUCAAUGCAUCCAGCUCCACGCACAGCUCAAACAAUUUCUACCAGAACACUAUGCAGUCAGACACGAGCAGUUUGCACAAGCGCAAGAGCGUCAUCUCUAGUCAGUCCACAGGCAGCAGCAAUGAUCAAGCGCCACUUACAUUCACCCAGCAAUUGCAGCGACAAAGCAAACUCAGCUCACGCAACAAUCUGAUGGUUAACUCGAAGCACGCCUCCAGUUCAGGCGCAUCAGGUCACAAAUCCAGCGGCGGUGGCGGUGGUGGCCAGCGGCACUCACAGGUUCUGCCCGAUCUCAGCGAGCAUCAGCUUACAUCUAAUAUGGCCAACGAUGCGGAUAUGUACGACAUGGAGUGCAUGUCGCCGCUCUAUGCUACGCCACCGCAUUCGCCCAGCAGCGAGCUGAGCUCUCCGGGCCAGUUGCCGGGCCUAAAUGCCUUCGUGGAUGAUGAUAGAGCCGGAACCAGCAGUGGCGGAGGGGCCAAGUCCUCGCUGCCGGAUAAUCACUUUGCCCGGGACACGCAUAUGAGGAUUAUAUUGGGCAAUCUCAAGGAAAAUCAGCCCAGCUCAUCGAGCAAGAGCAAGCGCAGCGGCGUAUCCAGCAAUCCGGCAAUGCGGCUCAUCCGGAGUCGCUUCGAUGCUGCCUCCCAGUUAAUCCGACGCACCAACAACAUACUCUCCUCCAGCAGCAAUCAGGGCUCCUCCAGCAUUGGCGUCAAGUCGGGCACCUUCCAGUGGCGCAAGGAGAGUCAAAUGUAAACAGCCAAGCGGGAGAAGCACUCACUUUACACACACACAACACACCCACUUGCAUACUCAACGAAUUAAACCAUAAUUUAUUUGAGUUAUAUUUGUACUUUUGAGAAAGUAUUUGUUUUUUGUGAUAGUUUCAAUUUUAGUAAACUUUUUAACAUGUAUUCUGAUUUAACUAAAUGUAUUAGGCAUACUACCCUUAGAACGUAAGGCAUGCGCCAAGUAUUAAGCUAGAGACCCAUUUAUAGAAACCAUUAUUCGACUUUUGGCAUGACUUUUUCUUCAUCGAGGUAGCGAAAAAAAAAAAUGAGAAAAUUAAGUAGAUCACGACGACACGAAUGUAUACUUAGGUGUGCUCAGAUCCCAGGCUCUGUUUUCAGGCUUAAUUUUAAAAGUAUUUAUUAAAUCAGCUUGCGUAAGACAGAGCAAUGGCUUAUAAUUUAUAUCAUUUAAGCUGAAACAGAGCUUCCCGAUAGCAGGGACGCUUCAGGUCUGUCGGCCAUAUUUACUCCAAUGCGCAUUUAUUGGCGACCGGCUAUAGCAGUGUAAUUUAUUGAUAAUUAAUUACGACAAUGCAGAUGUCAAUUUUUCCGAACGCAGUCCCAAAAGUACCAAAAACCCAUCAUCCUGGCACAUCACGAUCCUAGAGAUAUAUGAUAUAUGUAUUAUAUUGCUCGCACCCAAAACUCGAAGCGGUCCGUUCCUGUACCUUAACACUUGUCACUAAUUUUAUGUAACCCUUAAGCCGGACAAACCAAUCAAAUAUUCAAAUAUUUUCUGAUACUCUGUAUUCCCCCACUGCAAAGCAGCAAACCAUACACAGCAAACAACGCACUGGGCUAAAUCCAAAAAAGAAAACGAAGCAAAGUUAAACAGCGAAAUGUUAAUGAACAGAACAGAACUUAAUUAAUUGUUAACAAACCUAACAGAUACCGCAGAAUACAAUUGUUUAGAUAUACAUAAAUAUAUAUAUAUAUAUAUUUCAAAGGCAUAUUUACAAGUUAAUGAUCAGAGUUAUUCAAAGUAUCAUUAUUAUAAUCGAAGCAGAUAACCGAACAGACUUAAUUACAAUCCACAUACAGACAUCACACAUUACAAAACACACGCGAAGGGGGUCGAAACCAAAGAUAAACAUUUACAUUUGGAAGUAAUAUACACACGAUACCUACACAUACCUAAAACAUAACUAAAUAUAUAUGAGAAUAUGUACUUAUACAUUGUAGUGUUGUAGUUUUGAAAAAGGUUGCGAUGAAUUAUUGACAAAAAUUGAUACAGGAACAUUUACAGACAAUUCUGAGUGUG